Messenger RNA from Dacryopinax primogenitus, 999 nucleotides. RefSeq names its product NADP-binding protein. Bases 1 to 999 code for a protein of 332 amino acids. The transcript has 3 exons. Gene Ontology annotation, molecular function: oxidoreductase activity, acting on the CH-OH group of donors, NAD or NADP as acceptor. The record is from RefSeq and is a predicted model, not a curated record. Lineage: Eukaryota; Fungi; Basidiomycota; Dacrymycetes; Dacrymycetales; Dacrymycetaceae.
AUGUUCAGCGCACUCAGCUCUGAUUCUCUUAUUGUCGUCACCGGUAUCACGGGGUACAUCGCUUCUCACGUCGGACUCGCUGCUCUUCGUGCAGGUCACCGGGUCCGAGGUACGGUACGCUCUCUACAGAAGGCCGAAGCACUCCGCGCCGCCUACGUGAAGGAGGGUGUCGACGUCUCCCCCGCACGGCUCGAGUUCGUGCUCGUCGACGACCUCGUGAGCGAGGUGCAGCUCGCCGGUGCGUUCGCCGAUGCCGAUGCGGUCGCUCAUGUUGCCUUGCCCGAAUUUGCGGGAGGGGUCGAUUUCGUGCCCAAAACGGUAGAGAGCGUGCUCGUCCCGUUACGCGUCGCGGCAAAGGAGAAGAGCAUCAAGCGAUUCGUGAUCACAUCCAGCUCCGCCGCAGUCGUUUCGUUACCAGAUAUUCCGGACCAGGUCUUGGGAGAGACGGACUGGAACGAGAAUGCGAUCGAGGCAUACAAGGCCAUGACGCGGGAAGAAUUGGUUGCACAGAAGGACUGGUGGUCCCAGUAUCGGGCUGCGAAGGCGCUCGCAGAACAGGCUGCAUGGAGGUUCCCACACUUCCAAUUGUCGUCCGUCCUUCCCGUCGUCACGUGGGGUCCGGUGCUGCACGGCAAACCUUCCCUCACUCCGGGAUGGAUAGCAGACCUUCUGAAAGGGGAUACCGCCGUACUCUCCUACCGUCCUCAGUGGUACGUUGAUGUACGAGACGCGGGAAGGCUUCAUCUACUUGCGCUCACUCAGCCCAAUCUCGCCGGACGGAGGAUCUUCGCAGCGGCCGGACCCAUCAGCAUGAACAACGUCCUUGAUGCAUUAACAGGCGCAUUUCCGAGCUCUGAUUUGCCUGGAAACGUAUCCGGAGAUCUAGCAGAAGAGAGCCGAUGGAAAAUUGAUAGUGAGCUCGGACGUAAGGUGCUAGGCGGCAAGUGGAUCAGCUUGGAGGACUGCGUUGUUGAUACCGCGAGAAGCAUUGGAUAUUAG